CGGGGGGUGGGGACGCGGCGCUGACUGCGGGCUGUUCUCCGCUCCCGGCCCCGGUGAUGGUCCCUCUUCGCCCGCUCCGCUCCCGCCGCGGCUGAAGGUGGCCCCACGCCGCCGGGACGCGAGGUCGGCGAGCCGGCGUUUGCUCUGGAAUGUUCCGGAAGGUUCUGUCCGCCGGCUUCGCUGUGCGGGCCGGUCACGUGGCGCUCACCUGGGCGGUGACGUUGAUUCUCUUCCUGCACAGAACGGAUUUGAAGCAGAGCGAGGAACGUGGCGAGUUCCUAAAGCCAGUAACCUUCCUCCUGCUCGUUCUCUGUUCAAUGUUACUGUACUUCAUCACCUCCCUCAUGGAUCCAGGAUACGUCACAUUUGAUGAUGAACUAAAGGUGUCUCGAUCGGUUCAUUGUGUUUGGGAUGACGAGGAACAGAUGGUCCCUGUGGUACAGAAAGCCCAGAGAUUGAGGCGCUGUGGCUACUGCAUGGUCCAGCAGCAACCCAUGCGGUCUAAACACUGCCAGUCCUGUCAACACUGUGUACGCCGAUAUGAUCACCACUGCCCGUGGAUUGAGAACUGUGUGGGGGAGAGAAAUCAUCGCUUCUUUAUGCUCUACCUGAUUUCUCAAUUGACUGUCCUGUUGUGGGCUUUCCACAUUGCCUGGUCUGGAUUCGGUACUGAAACCGAGUGGAAAGAGUGGCUCCGUAUCAACACAUUCCUGCUAUUGGCAUUCAUCAUCAUUAUCAUUUUCACCGUGGUGGUUAUGCUGUUAUUGGUAUCGCACUUGUAUCUGGUAUCCAGCAAUACCACAACUUGGGAGUUUAUGUCCCGCCAUCGCAUUUCUUACCUCAAACAUUGCAGCUCAGAGGAAAAUCCAUUUGAUCAGGGCAUUCUUGGGAAUUUGUGGGUGUUUUUCUGUGUAUGCAAGACUGUUGCAUGGGAAAGGAUUUAUUUUAAAGAAGAGGAUGGGUUGGUUUAGCAUUUGGUUUUCUAUCCAUUUGUGAUCUCAUCUUUGCUGAAUUUGCUUUACUACCUCACUAAGCUGGAGACUGUGGAUGAUAACUAAAAAAAAAUUAAAUAACUUCAACCAUCAUAAAUGGGAUAACAAAUGAUGAAUUCCUUCUCCAUUCGAUUGCCAAUAAUGCCUGCAAACACCAAUUCCUAUCAUGACUGAGUUCUAUCCAGACAUUUUACAUGCACACCACACCAUUUAAGCAGUUACAGCCGUCAUGGUGUUCAAAACACAAUUAGCUAAAUGAACCUGUGGGAUUGAAAAUCAAAACCUAGAUCAGGGUACUGUUCAGCUACCAAAUCUAUCCAGGCAUACAGCAUUUGUUCCAAUGCUGGUAACUAACACUAUAGGAUUUUGUUUUUAGCACGAUUGUGUGCAUAUCAAGAGUUUCUGCACAACAGAGUCACAACCCGUCUUUGCAAAGUGCAUGGCAAAAACAAUUGAUCAGUUUAUCAUCUACUGUCAGAUACCUGGAUGAUAGUGAACAUAAACUCUAAACUACAUUUGCAGGUCACAUGAAAUAGCAAACUAGUCCAGGGUACAGAAAGAGGCUGAAAUUGAUCUGCAGGCAAAAUACCGCCGAGAAGCAGCAUCGCUCAAUUUCUUUAACAGAAAUGUAAGCAAUGCAUUGAUUAAUGUACUUACUGAUUUAAUAUCUUGUUCUACAUAACUGUUUUUGUUCUUCCAUUGAAUUGGAAGUAUACUCUCAUAUUUCCCAAUGUUUUCCCAAAUAAUUUAAUUUUAACUUAUAAUCCCCAUUUGUGCUCUCAUUUCUAAACAUACUUUCAUCCUGCUAGAAAAGCAGGGGAGUUGCAGUUUACUCAACAUGUACUAUAACAAUUAAAGCAACAUUCAUGACAUUGAUACAUUGGAAAAACAGCAAAUCACUGCACAACUGGCAAAACAGAUUACUGUAAUCUGUGAACAGGAAUUUAAUUAACAUUGAAUUUAAGCAGCUGGACUGUACAGAGAUUUAAAACCACUUGUAUAUUAACUGUAUUACUGUUUUAUAUUUUUCACAACUUGCUACUUUUCUUAAAAAUAAUCUUCGGAACAGAUUGAUAUAUUCUUUAAAAUAUUGGAUUUAUUUUUGGAUUACUGUCCUCUACCUUGAGUCAUUAUCACGUGAAAAAAUAUUGAUUAAACAAAUUCAUAUCUUCA
Molecule: messenger RNA, 2165 nt
Organism: Leucoraja erinaceus (little skate)
Lineage: Eukaryota; Metazoa; Chordata; Chondrichthyes; Rajiformes; Rajidae
Gene: zdhhc12a
Product: zinc finger DHHC-type palmitoyltransferase 12a
Exons: 5
Coding region: 150-971 (273 amino acids)
Biological process (GO): protein targeting to membrane; peptidyl-L-cysteine S-palmitoylation
Cellular component (GO): endoplasmic reticulum; Golgi apparatus
Molecular function (GO): protein-cysteine S-palmitoyltransferase activity
Source: RefSeq, a predicted model, not a curated record